Molecule: messenger RNA, 1374 nt
Organism: Thyridium curvatum
Lineage: Eukaryota; Fungi; Ascomycota; Sordariomycetes; Thyridiales; Thyridiaceae
Exons: 4
Coding region: 1-1374 (457 amino acids)
Source: RefSeq, a predicted model, not a curated record
AUGGCACUGGUCAGCAGCGGGACCUAUGUUAGUUCGCAAGGACCCGUUGCAGUCAAGGAUCAAGGCCCGACGGCAACAACAACGUGGGCACUGAGUCCCCUGGACCAGCACAUGUCCAACAUCUAUGUGCGGCUGAUGUACUUUAUCUCCUUCGAAGAUGUAUCAGCCGAAGGUAUCCAUGACGCGACAAGCCGACUGUGCGUGGCCCUCGACGCAAGUCUUGACCGAUGGCCAUUCUUGGCCGGCAUGGUGUGCCCGGCGCCGUCAACAACCAAUGCUGGGGCGGUACAGUUAAAGUACCAGCUGCCCCGACGAACGGCAGUCGCUGGCGACCGCCACCGUCACCCUGAUCCGGGUAUCUUUCGAGCUCAGAUCGUAUGGUAUGACGACUGGCCGCAUCGUUACGACGACUUCGCCAGCAGUGGUGGUCCCGACCCGAACAUGUGUCAGAAGGAGAUCUUCUCCAUCUCCGUCAAGCAUCCCGUGCCUGGCGAGGUCAACCCGCCGCUGACCUUGACCGCCAGUUUUCUGGAGCACGGCGGUUUGGUACUGUGUUUCGCUCGAUCUGAAGAACACAUUUCGAAGGGAGGUGCCCGAGAUGUGGAAUCUGGCCAGGCAUGCAGAGCCCCUGGGCGGUCUGUUGAGCAAGCAUUCGGCCCAGCGAUCAACGUCCAGGAGUUCUCGCCAAUUGAUCAUGCACAGGACUCUGCCAUCGGGCAAGACCUGUCGGAUAAUAACGUUGGACGGGGAAAAGGUAUCGAACCUGAAGAGAGUGUCGAUGCACGAAAGCGCGUCCAUGGUAUUUCAUCCACGUUCUUCGGCAAUAUGUUCGUCCAAGCCCAUGCGAGAGCCAAUCUGGGAGAGCUUGUAGGUGCGAGGAAACGACCUGCAUGCAAGACACCACCUCGCCGACGAUCCGAUGCCCAGGAUAGGGACGACGAUGAGGCUCUGCGACCCCCAGCCGGCAUGCAACAUCCGGGCAUCCUUGCAGCAGCAGCGGUUCGCAUCCACGCUGCUGUGCUGGGUGUCGACGACGCAUAUGUCGGUCGUCGGUUCGCCAAUCUGGCACGGCACCAGUCGAAACUGACGAGUCAGGAAGACACCGAUGCUGCCAACACGGGUGUCGACUUCAGCUCUUGGGCCACGCUUGGGGGUGGGAUCGACUUUGGCCUGCCGGGGUCUGGAGGUCGACCGGACUGGGUCCGCAAGACAUGGUCUUGCAACCCCGGCGCUGCCAACGUCUUGCCCCGGACGGGUAUCGGCAGCGAUUGGGAACUGUUGCUGAGUCUUGAGGAGGUGGAGAUGGAACAGGUGUGGCGCCAUGAGGAACUAGGGGCGUGGAUGAAGGAAAGCGAGGAAGGGAAAUGGCGGUGA